AAUAAGGCAACCUAUAGGAAAGAAACGUCAUCAUCAUAAAUAAUCCUUUUUAAAAAUAUAGGGAUAAAACCACAUGGAAAGAAAGUAGACCAAGUGAAUUUACAAUGGGAAAAGUGAAAAGGUUAAAGCCCUCACAAGUGGGCAAGAAUAUAGCCCUUGCCGACCAAAUUGAGGCAGUUACCUCUGUUAAAAGCAAGAACAGAAACAAGGAAAGAAACAGACACGAUGAUGAUGAAGAUUUCGUUAACCCAGAGCUUUCGAAGAAGAUCUUAGAAGUGGCUAGAAGGCAGCAGGCUGAACUAGAUAUAGGUGAAAGUGGGCCCUCCAUGGGUAAUAAAGUACAGCUCCCAACUAAACUUAAAGAUGCAGACUCAGAUGAUGAUACAGGCUCAGAUCAUGAUGAUUUAGAACCAGACACAUAUUAUGAUAAUAUUGUUAUUAAUGAAAAAGAUGAAGAGGCACUACAAAGGUUCAUGUCAGACAAGCCAGAAAGAACUCGGACACUGGCUGAUAUCAUCAAGGAAAAGAUUACAGACAAGCAUACUGAACUUCAAACUCAGUUUUCUGAUGCAGAGACAUUAAAACUUCAAAAUAUAGACCCAAGAAUCAAGACGAUGUAUGAGGGCGUAAGAGAUGUUCUUAAAAAAUAUCGUUCCGGGAAGCUGCCGAAGGCUUUCAAAAUGAUACCACAUCUUCAAAAUUGGGAACAAAUACUAUAUCUAACUGAGCCUACUACUUGGUCUGCUGCUGCUAUGUAUCAGGCAACUAGAAUAUUCGCCUCUAAUCUGAAGGAGAAAAUGGCGCAACGGUUUUACAAUCUUGUGCUGCUGCCGCGUGUACGCGACGACUUGCAAGAGUACAAACGUCUGAACUUCCAUCUUUACCAAGCUCUCCGAAAAUCACUCUUCAAGCCAGGUGCAUUUAUGAAGGGCAUAUUACUGCCCCUUCUGGAGGCUGGUGACUGCACACUGCGUGAAGCUAUCAUUGUGGGUUCCGUGCUAGCGAGGAAUUCGGUGCCCGUUCUUCAUUCCAGUGCUGCACUUUUGAAAAUUGCUGAGAUGGAUUACACUGGUGCUAAUUCUAUCUUUCUGCGCAUUUUGUUUGACAAGAAAUAUGCGCUCCCAUACAGAGUCGUAGACUCGGUAGUGUUUCAUUUUCUCAGGUUUCAGAUGGAUCAUCGCACAUUGCCUGUCCUGUGGCACCAGGCUUUGCUGACAUUUGUUCAACGCUACAAGUCUGAUAUCUCUACAGAACAGAGAGAUGCUCUCCUAGAACUACUACGAAAACACUCUCAUCCCAACAUUACUUCUGAAAUCCGAAGGGAACUUCAAGCAGCACAAUGCAGAGAUAUUGAAGUCAAUGAGAAUACUGCCGCGGGUUCAAUGUUAGUUGAGUAGAGAUAAUUUAUGGUUUACAAAUAAAGUUAUACAACA
Molecule: messenger RNA, 1433 nt
Organism: Cydia amplana
Lineage: Eukaryota; Metazoa; Arthropoda; Insecta; Lepidoptera; Tortricidae
Gene: bys
Product: bystin
Exons: 9
Coding region: 105-1397 (430 amino acids)
Biological process (GO): rRNA processing
Cellular component (GO): nucleolus; cytoplasm; preribosome, small subunit precursor
Molecular function (GO): snoRNA binding
Source: RefSeq, a predicted model, not a curated record